This is a messenger RNA of Raphanus sativus (radish), 836 nucleotides long. RefSeq lists its product as uncharacterized. The record is from RefSeq and is a predicted model, not a curated record. The coding region runs from base 90 to 704 and encodes 204 amino acids. The transcript has 3 exons. NCBI's taxonomy places the organism in Eukaryota, Viridiplantae, Streptophyta, Magnoliopsida, Brassicales, Brassicaceae.
GUCUCUUCACACUUGACUAAAGCACUAAAGAGACAAAAAGGCUCUAAAGAAAAGAGAGAGAGAAGAGAGAGAGCUAGAGAACGAAAUCAAUGGCGGUUUCCGUUCCCAUCCUCGCCGUCGUCACUUCCCUUCACCUCCUUGCCUUCGUAUUCGCCUUCGGCGCCGAACGACGCCGUAGCACCGCUCUAAUAGCGCCCGACCAGUACGACGACCAGACCUUCUGCAAGUACGGAACAGCCGCCUCGACGGUGUACGGCAUGUCCGCGUUCGUGCUGCUCCUCGUCAGCCAAGCGGUGGUUAACGGCGUCACCAAGUGUCUCUGCUGCGGAAAGGGUCUCGUCACCGGCGCUUCUUACACCGUCUGCGCCAUCGUCUUCUUCGUCGUCUCCUGGGUAAGCUUUCUAGGUGCGGAGGCGUGUUUGUUAGCUGGAUCGGCGAAGAACGCUUACCACACCAAAAGCAAAGGCGUGUACCAAGAAGGCAAAACGCUUUCGUGUGCGGUCUUACCCGUUGGUGUGUUCGCUGCUGGAGCUGCUCUGACUCUCAUGUCUUUGAUUGCGACCGUUUUGUACCUCUUGGCUCAUUCCAAGGCUGACACUGGUGGAUGGGAGAAGCAUCAUGACGAUGGGAUUGGUAUGACUGCUGCUGCUCCUUCUGCAGAUGCUCCAAAGCAGCAGCAGAACACCGAUUUCGACAAGGUUUAAACAAACAUAACUUACUGUUGGGGUAUAAACCAUAUAAAAAUGUUGUUGUUGUUGUUGUUAUAAUUUGUUCAUAUAAACUCUUUGUAUCGUUAGAUGUAUUGUUGGCUUAUAUGUAUGUCGCCGUAUCUGAAA